Molecule: messenger RNA, 3495 nt
Organism: Populus nigra (black poplar)
Lineage: Eukaryota; Viridiplantae; Streptophyta; Magnoliopsida; Malpighiales; Salicaceae
Product: protein unc-13 homolog
Exons: 6
Coding region: 231-3101 (956 amino acids)
Source: RefSeq, a predicted model, not a curated record
AAAAGAAGUACCGUUUUGUGUCCCUUCCUGAGCACAGUCGCGUGUCCCUGCCAAAAACUAAAAAGUGAGAUUCUCCGGCGCUGCCCCCCUCCCUCUUGGUGACAUUUACAACAUCAUUACUUCCUUUAAAGGCAAGCAAAGCAAGGGAGAAUCAGAAGAAGAGGGCACUUGGUGAAAGUUGAGAGAGAAGCAAACAAGCAGAGUUUUGUGCUGCCACGAAAACAAGAGUCAUGCCUCUUUCUUACCCUAUUCAAGACUUUGAUUCUCCAUUUGGGCAUUUUGAUUCUGAAUUGUCGGAUUCGGACCUCCGACAUACUGCUUACGAGAUCCUUAUCGGAGCAUGCCGGACAUCUGGAACUAGGCCUUUGACUUAUAUUCCUCAGUCCGACAGGACUAUUUCUCAAUAUAAGGUUUCGGCUGCUGCUGCUGCUGCUCCAUCCCAGCCCCCGUCUUUGCAGAGGUCGCUCACGUCUUCGGCGGCGAGUAAGGUGAAAAAGUCGUUGGGGAUGAGGUCUGGUUCUAAAAGGAGACUUGGUGGUGGGGAAUCGGUGGGGAAUCAAGGGAGAGCGACGGUUGGGGAAUUGGUUAGGGUUCAAAUGAGGGUCACGGAGCAGACUGAUUCAAGAACUAGGCGAGCUAUUUUGAGGAUUGCUGCUGGUCAGCUUGGAAGGCGUGUAGAGUCCAUGGUUCUGCCACUUGAACUAUUGCAGCAGCUCAAGCCUGCAGAUUUUCCUAAUCAGAAAGAAUACGAAGCAUGGAAGAGGAGAAAUUUGAAGCUUCUAGAAGCGGGGCUGCUUUUGCAUCCUCACCUGCCACUGAACAAGGCAGACGCUGCUCCACAGCGCCUCCACCAGAUUAUUCGUGGGGCAUUAGAUAAACCAAUUGAUUCUGGAAAGAACAGUGAAUCGAUGCAAGUUCUCCGCAGUGCUGUUAUGUCUCUUGCUUGUAGAUCAUUUGAUGGGUCUGUUUCUGAAACUUGUCACUGGGCAGAUGGGUUUCCAUUGAAUCUGAGACUCUACCAAUUGCUCUUAGAUGCUUGCUUUGAUGUUAAUGAUGAAUCAAUUGUUAUUGAAGAGCUUGAUGAGGUUUUAGAACUCAUAAAGAAGACUUGGGGAAUCCUUGGAAUGAACCAAAUGUUGCACAAUCUCUGUUUCCUGUGGGUUUUAUUUUACCAUUAUGUUGCGACUGGCCAAGUUGAGGAUGACCUGUUGUUUGCUGCCAAUAAUCUGUUGAUGGAAGUCGAAAAGGAUGCAAAGGCAAGCAAGGAUCCAGAGUAUUCCAAGAUUUUGAGUUCGACAUUGAGUUCAAUAUUGGGUUGGGCAGAGAAAAGGCUUCUUGCUUACCAUGAUAGUUUCCAUAGUGACAAUACUGAAUCAAUGCAAAGCAUUGUUUCUUUGGCAGUUAUAGCAGCAAAAAUACUGGAAGAAGAUAUCUCUCAUGAGAAUCGUAGGAAAAGGAAAGAAGUCAAUGUUGCUCAUGAUAGGAUUGACACUUUCAUCAGAUCAUCAUUGCGCUCUGCUUUUGCUCAGAAAAUGGAGAAAGUUAAGGCUAGCAAACAGUUAUCUAGUCAAAGGAAAAAUCUCCCUCGCCUGUCUAUUCUUGCACAAGAAAUCAGUGAACUGGCUUUUAAUGAGAAGGCAAUUUUUAGUCCCAUACUGAAGAGAUGGCACCCGCUUGCAGCAGGCGUAGCUGUAGCCACACUUCAUUCUUGCUAUUGGAAUGAGCUGAGGAAAUUCAUUUCGAGUAUCAGUGAAUUGACACCUGAUGCUAUUGAGGUGCUGAGGGCUGCUGACAAAUUGGAGAAAGAUAUUGUGCAGAUCGCAGUCGAAGAUGCAGUAGACAGUGAUGAUGGUGGGAAGUCAAUAAUCCAAGAGAUGCCUCCUUAUGAGGCUGAAGCUGUAAUUGCCAACCUUGUGAAGUCAUGGAUAAAGACGAGAGUUGACAGACUGAGUGAGUGGGUUGAUAGAAAUCUACAACAAGAGGUAUGGAAUCCACGGGCAAAUAAAGAGCGGUUUGCUCCUUCUGCUGUUGAAGUUCUACGCAGUGUAGAUGAAACUUUGGAGGCAUUCUUCUUGUUGCCAAUACCUAUGCAUGCAGUCUUGCUUCCUGAUUUGGUCACUGGCCUUGACAGAUGUUUGCAGAAUUACAUAUUGAAGGCAAAAUCCGGCUGUGGGACACGAGAUACUUUCAUUCCUACUAUGCCUGCAUUAACUAGAUGUACAACAGGAUCAAAAUUUCGUGUGUUUAAGAAGGAGAAGUCACAAAUAACCCAGAGGAGGAAAUUUCAGGUUGGGACUGUGAAUGGCGAUAGCUCCCAUGGGAUACCACAGCUAUGUGUACGUAUUAAUACUUUGCAGUAUAUUCGCACACAGUUGGAGGUUUUAGAGAAGAGGACUGUUAUCCAGCUUAGGAAUUCUAAUGCUACCAACGCAAAUCAUUUUGCUGAUGGAACAGGGAAAAAGUUUGAGUUGUCAAGAUCUGCUUUUGUUGAAUGCAUCCAGCUUCUCUGUGAGGCAACAGCAUACAAGGUUGUCUUUCAUGAGCUGAGUCAUGUUCUGUGGGAUGGCCUUUAUGUUGGAGAAGUUUCAUCUUCUAGGAUUGAGCCUUUCCUUCAGGAGCUUGAGCAAUAUUUGGAAAUUAUUUCAUCUACAGUACAUGACAGAGUGAGAACACGUGUCAUCACAGAUGUUAUGAAAGCUUCUUUUGAUGGAUUCCUGAUGGUGUUGCUUGCUGGAGGCCCUGCUCGCGCUUUCACUCUUCAAGAUUCUGAGAUAAUCGAGGAAGAUUUCAAAUUUCUCACAGAUAUGUUCUGGUCCAACGGAGAUGGUUUGCCAACAGAUUUAAUUGAUAAGUAUUCAACCACAGUUAAAGAUGUACUCUCCUUGUUUCAUAUAGAUUCUGUGAGCCUUGUUGAGCAAUUCAGAAGUCUGUCAUUCGACAGUCACGGCUCUUCUGCUAAAUCCAGAUUGCCAAUGCCUCCAACUACAGGUCAAUGGAAUUCUACUGAACCAAACACAGUCUUGCGAGUUUUGUGCUAUCGGAGUGAUGAGACAGCUGCUAAGUUCCUUAAGAAGGCUUACAACCUGCCUAAGAAACUAUAACAGCCUUAGAAUAGUGGGAUGACAAGAUGGUGCAAUUCUUCGGCAAAAAAUCUGCUGCGCGGUGAUUAUUGUAGCUUCAUCGGUAUUUAUGUCAACCAGACACCAAAAGCUCCGACAACAUGGUUCUGACAGGAGCUUUUGUCAGGAGGGGCUGUGCCCACUGCAUUAGAAUAAAAUCCUUGUAUUUAUCGGUUUGAUUCUUUCAUUUUGUACACUUCACCAGUCAGCUACAGAGAACUUCACAGGACUACGGACCUACGCCUUUGCAUGGAGAACUGACAACCUAGCAAUUUAUAAACCUCAAGCAAAGGGUGCAGGCAUAGAAUAACUAGCGGAUUUUUUUUUACUCCACGAUGACAACUAUUGUAUAAUCAGAAACAUUAAUUUCGCCUUC